AUGCCUAAUCAAGGGAACGAGGCUGAGGAGUCUGGUUCUGUGAGACAAGUGCUAAGCAUACCUGCCGUCUGGGUCGCUUUAGCCGCAAACUUCGUUGGUUUUGCAGCCACCGCAUCCCUGGAGCCGACUCUUGCAAUUUUUCUGGACGAGCUUAAUUUUAGUGUGAUGGCGAUAAGUCUGCUCUUUGUUAGCUUGGGUUUGGGCUACGGCUUAUUCUCAUUGAUCUGGGGUGCCAUUGCGGACGCAAAGAAAUGCACUAGAAUACUGAUUGUAGUAGGUACAUCCGGCAGCGGGGGACUGUUUCUGCUGUUAGGGCUACCGCAGAUUUUGCACUUGCCUGUGACUGGGGUACUUCCCGGCGUUACCAUACCCAUCGCAGCCGCAACGUUUUCCAUGUUAGGUACUCCAACGUUUGUAGACAUGUUAAGUUCUGCAGAGUGGUAUGGCAUACCGAGUGGAUUAGGAUUGACUGCCUUUAUAUCCGGCCUUUGGAACAGUACGUCCGCACUUGGGUAAGAGAGCCAAUAAGCUACCGUUGGUGGCGCUGUUUGCUGAAUGCCUGAAAGCGAGGUCCUAGUGCUCUCUUUUUUUUCUGAGGAUUUACCAAACAAGGAAAAAAAUCGCCAGUGUAAAUCAAUGGUGAAAGCUUACACAGCCUCGGUUUGGCCGAAAGUUUGAGCCAAAGCCCGCUUGCGCAGUGUGUACUUCCUUUGCA
Molecule: messenger RNA, 715 nt
Organism: Patiria miniata (bat star)
Lineage: Eukaryota; Metazoa; Echinodermata; Asteroidea; Valvatida; Asterinidae
Exons: 6
Coding region: 1-516 (171 amino acids)
Molecular function (GO): transmembrane transporter activity
Source: RefSeq, a predicted model, not a curated record